CUUUCUUUCUUUCUUUCUUUCUUUCUUUCUCUCUCUCUCUCCCUCUCCCUCUCUCUCUCCCCCUCCCUCCCUCUCUCUCUCUCUCUCUCUUUCUUUCUUUCUCCAGGAACAAUACUGUGAAAACUGGAGGAAGUCAAAUAGAUUAGGAGUCAAGGAUCCAGUUGUGGACUCAGCCACUACUGAGACAACAUGUGUAAAACAACAGAGUCUAGGAGUGGGGUGUAGGUGAUGACAUUAUGCAGCCUCCAGAAUCCCCAUCCAGUGGAUCCAGUGUCCAAGGAUUCUGGGAGCUGUAGUCCCAAUGAUUCUAGACGGUUCCAUGAUGCCAUGGCGGAUCUGAAGGAGGCAGAGCGAGACAGAGGGGCAUGGAGAGUGCUGGUCCAUUGAAUGGCCCUGGAUCAGACUUAAUGAGUGGCUGAUGAUAAUGCUUCUACUGGGGGUGGAGGAAAAUAUUCCUUCAGUUCCUCUUCUGUUUAUUUAUUCAUGACUCCCUAGGGAUGGGAUCCCACGAAGCAAAGUCACAGGAAGUACAUGGACAAAAGUUAAUGGCAUCAUUGACGAGGCCAAAUAUCCAAAUCAUAAAGAACUCUGCCCUCCAAGAAUGCCAUCACCCCAAUAAAGUUUCAAUCAUUACAUAUGACACUUUUCUGUGAAAAAUCAAUGGCUUUGGGGAAGAAAAAAUUGAAGGAGAGAGUGCUAUAUAUAUGCAGCUUUGAGAUCCCGAAGGGAAGGUGAGAUAGACAUCUAUCAAAUAAGUGGACAUAAUAGAGAUUUGGUAAUUCCAAAAUGGGGUCUUAGAGAUCACAUGUAGACCAUAGGUCAUCAUCUCCCCAUCAUUCUAGGUGAUUUGGUGAGAGUAUUCCGGGAAUAGCUAUUAUAUCAAGAGAAACGAAAGGAGGAAGCUCAGUGUUAACAGUAGGACCAUCGUGUUCUAGUCACAAAAGUCAAUGGAACAGAAGCUUCAGUUAAUAGGAGGUCAAUCAUGGAGUUAACCAACCUCUGGAACAAGUCGGGUAUGUUUUUUGGAAUUUUGAGUUGGUCUUCCUGGAUCAUGUUAACUGUUCUCCCCAUCCCCGUUUCCUCAAGCCCAUUAGGAAAAGAGUUUAUCACUGCAUUCAUGCAAAAUGGUUUCCCACAAAGGUUCCAGGGAGAUUUUAAGCUUCUCAUCACAGGUUCUGUUCAGUCCACAUCUGUUACUAUCUUCAUGAAACAACCCGCACUGAGGGUAACGGUCAUCGCGAACGCCGGAGAAACGCUUUCAGUGAAAAUCCCACCAGAGGCUGAGAUGGUUGGAAGCAACAUUUUUGACAAUACCCUCACUGUCCGGGCUGACAAUGAUAUCUCCGUUGUUUCCCAUUCCUACAAACCACACUCCGCCGGCACCACUAUUGUCUAUCCCAUGGAAAGCUUGGGUACCGAAUAUUAUGUCAUGACACCAAAUGUGGGGACCGAUCGCUACCGAGAAUUUGCCAUUAUAAGCUGGGCAGAAGCCACGUCGAUCAGUAUCGACCUGAAAGGUCCUGUGAUUUUCCAACGAAAAUCCUACCUACGAGGAAGCAAGCUGACCAUCACCCUUCAACCUUAUCAGGCUGCUCAGUUCCAAGGCCAGGUGGACCUCUCUGGUACUAAAAUAGUCUCCCAGAAACCAGUGGCUGUCUAUAGUGGACAUACAUGCGUCUCUAGGCAGAUCCAGUGCGAUCAUGUCCUUGAACAGCUUUUGCCCAUUACCAGCUGGGGCACCAAGUUCAUUGUCCCCUCUUUACCGUUUAAUACCGAGUAUGACAUCGUGUAUGUUUCUGCUUCCCAAAACACUCGGGUUGAUGUCCAGAAUGGACAAAUCAGGAAUACCAAGAUUUUGCAGGCUGCCCGGGUAGCAUUUUAUGGGAUUCAAGGCACAACGGCCAUGUCCAUCUCAGCUAGUUCUGGCAUCCAAGUUAUGUUUUUCAGUGAUGGUGGCACCUUUGGGAAUCUUAAAUAUGAUCCAUUCUUCAUGGCAAUACCUGAUAUCUCCAGUUACUGCCUGGCCUACAACACCUAUAGUAGUGACCAGUUUGAGAACUAUGCCCUGAUCAUUGCCAAAUCUUCGGAAAUUUCCGGGAUCACUGUGGACAGCAGGCCGUUGCAUACGCUGCAAUGGCGUGUCGUUUCUGGCACCGAUUACUCUUGGACUGCUCACAGCUUAGGCCAAACGCAAAAUACCAUCCACAGAAUAGAACAUCCCAGCUCACCCUUUGGGCUGUUGAGCGUGGGGAUUGCAAAUGGAAAGGCUUGCGGUUCUCCUGCUGUUUGUGCAAAUGAUCCCUGCAGAACUCUCAAGUGCAGGACCAAGGAAGUAUGCAAAAUACUACAGGGUCAAGCAACUUGUAUCCAUGAGUACACGGGGACCUGCGUGGGCACCACAGCCAAGUAUUUCCAGACUUUUGAUGGUCUCUUUAUGGAUUUUAAAGACUCUUGCACCUAUAGCAUUGCACAGUAUUGCGGCAGCGACCCAACGCUUGAGCCCUUCAAGAUUGAAGAGAAGAACAGCAAGAUGGACAUUCAGGGUGUUUUCAAGCUCCAGCAAAUCCGUAUCAAAGUGUAUGGUCACAAUAUUACUAUUGACAAGGAAGAAGAUGUCCGAAUAACGGUCAAUGAUCUGGAGGUCAACAUCCCUACCACGGUGGUAAGUGGCAAAGUCAAAAUCAGCCAGAGCAACGGACAUCUCACCAUUGCAAGCGAUUUUGGCCUUCAGGUAUCAUUUGACAACAACUGGGCUGUAGUGGUGACUCUCCCCAGCAGCUAUUAUGGAGCCACCUGUGGGCUCUGUGGGAACUUCAACGAGGUAACAACGGAUGACAUGGUUGAUCUUAAUGGCACACAAGUUUCCUCCCUCAUGGCCUGGGCCAGUAGCUGGAAAGUCGAUGACCAAGAUCCUCCUUGCUCAGAUUCCUGUCGAGGAAACUGCUUGGCUUGUAAUGACAGCCAGAAGGAGCUUUAUGGCAGUGGGAGAUAUUGUGGAAUUAUCAGCCAUCUUUCAACUGAACUUUUUGGGGCGUGUCAUUCCACUGUGGAUCCCACCAGCUACUACAAUGAUUGCAUCAACCGAAUGUGUGUAAACCAAAGGGACAAUGAUGUGCUGUGCCAAGCAGUGGAGGCCUAUGCCACGGCCUGCGAAGAACGGGGCAUCCUUGUUAACGAAUGGAAAAAGGCAUCUGGCUGCGAUCAAGACCCAACUGACCACAGCGCAAACGAGACAAUUGAUGAAGCUCACAUCUGCCCUGAGAACAGCCACUACGAAGCCUGUGGAAAUGCUUGCCCAGACACCUGCUCCGAGCCUUCAGCCUCCUCUUUCUGUACCCUGAAUUGUGUGCCAAAUUGCCAGUGUAACAGUGGUUACGUCCUCCACGACAGCCAGUGCGUCCCCACGGAAAGCUGCGGCUGCCUCUACCGUGGCGUCCAGUACGAACUGGGAGAAGAAUUCUGGGAAGACGAGAACUGCCUUUCCCGCUGCAAGUGUGAUCUCAGCCAGGGGAUGGUAAACUGCUGGAAGGCCGGUUGUAAGGCCCAUCAAAAAUGUACCACAGUCAACGGCGUGCACCAGUGCAAAGGGUCGGCUUACUCCACCUGCAUUGGAACUGGAGACCCUCACUAUACCACCUUUGAUGGGCGGAAGUACGACUUCCAAGGUAGCUGCGUUUAUCAGAUGGCUGGGAUCUGCUCCAAGGACAGCAGUCUUGUCCCGUUUUCAGUCAUAGUACAAAACAACAACCGAGGCAAUAAGGCCGUGUCCUUUACCAAAGUCGUGACUUUGGAAGUCUACAAUAUGACCCUCAGCCUGAGCCAAGAGCAUCCACGCAAAAUCCAGGUUAAUGGAGUCUUGUUGGACCUUCCCUUCUCCUAUAAAAAUAAAUUGAAGGGCUACACCAGUGGAGUCCAUGGCUUCAUCAAGACAGACUUUGAUCUGCGGGUCAGCUUUGACUGGAACAGCUAUGCCAGGGUCAUCAUUCCAAAAACCUAUGCCAGCGCACUCUGUGGUCUCUGUGGUAAUGCCAAUCAAGAUCCAAGUGAUGACCUUCUCAUGAAAGAUGGAACACAAGCAGAGGAUGAAGUCCAGUUUGCAAACAGCUGGAAGGUGAGGGAAGUCCCGGGGUGCUCCACAGGAUGUACGACUAACUGUCCAGUCUGUAAUGAGGAGCAGAAGCAAAUCUACAAGGGUGACCAAUUCUGUGUCAUCCUGAUAAAAAAGAAUGGACCGUUCAGGCAAUGCCAUAAAAUGAUUGAUCCAACGUCCCACUUUGACGAUUGUGUCUUUGAUACCUGUGUGUACAAGGGCCAUCGUGAUACCCUCUGCAGUGCCAUCAGUGCCUACGGAACAGCCUGCCAAGCUAUGGGCAUCCAAGUUAAGCCGUGGAGAUCAGCUUCUUUCUGCAACCUUCCCUGUCCACGUAAUUCCCACUACGAACCCUGUGGAAAUGGCUGCCCUGCCACUUGUCAGAGUCUCUCAGCUCCAGAAACCUGUAAAGCUCCCUGUGUAGAAGGAUGUUUUUGUGACUCUGGAUUCAUUCUGAGUGGCGAUCAAUGUAUUUCCCUUGCUGAGUGUGGCUGUACGCACCAGGGCAGAUACUACAAGAAGGGAGAGGAGUUCUACCCUACCACCUCUUGCCAGGAGAAGUGUCAUUGUACGGACAAUGGAGCGAUUGAAUGCCACCAGUUCUCUUGCGGUGCUUAUGAGGUGUGCAGGAUGGAAAAUGGGAUCCAAGGUUGUCAUCCUCUGGGGUAUGGAACGACCACAGCUACCGGUGACCCUCAUCACAUUUCCUUUGAUGGGCGUAGUUUUGAUUUCCAUGGCUCUUGCACUUACAUCCUAACCAAAGUAUGUAGCAAGGAUCCCCAAUUAGUGCAAUUCUCAGUGUUGGUGGAGAAUGAGAAGCUUGAACGUUGGCGUGCAUCUACAAGAAAAAUUAUAAUAUCAGUGCAAGGAUAUUCCGUUGUCCUUGAAAGGGGAAUAAAGUGGAAGACCAUGGUGGAUGGAGAGUAUUAUACAUUGCCAAUGAGCACCGUUGAUGGAAAACUGUGGAUCACACAAGAAGGGAACAACAUCAUUGUCCAGUCACCUUUUAUUCUCCAAGUCCUCUAUGAUGCUUCCUCACAUGUACAUGUCUCAGUUUCCACCACAUAUUAUGGGCACCUGUGUGGCUUGGCUGGCAACUUCAAUAGUGACCAGAGUGAUGAUUUUAUGCUGUCUAACGGCGACAUAACUCAAAGCAUGGAUGAGUUCGGUGCUUCCUGGAAGGUUCCUGGGAACGGUGGUCAAUGCUCUGAUGGUUGUGGGGAGAACUGCCCCACCUGCCACGCUACCCAGACUGCACCCUAUGAAACCGAAAGUUCUUGUGGAAUGAUCCGAUCCAAGACUGGUCCCUUUAAAGGCUGCCACCCAUUCGUUAGUCCCGUUGACUACUUCAGAUUUUGUCUCCAUGACAUGUGUUUGGCCAAUGGAGCAGGAGAUACCUUGUGUCAAAGUCUUCAAGCCUACACGGUUGCAUGCCAGCUAGCUGGAGCCAACGUUGGACCUUGGAGAUCAACCUCCUUCUGUUCUCUUUCCUGCCCAGCUCACAGUCAUUACGAGUUGUGUACUCGAUCCUGUGAGUUCACAUGUGCUGCUCUAUCUGCUCCAACUCACUGCACAGGAGAAUGUUUUGAAGGCUGCCAGUGUGACAAUGGCUACGCCUUUGAUGGGGAGGAAUGUGUCCCUCUGGAUAAGUGCGGAUGUGUUUAUGAAGGGCGUUACAUCAAGGCAGGGGAGACUCUCCUCUCCAACGACUGCUCCGAGAAGAACGCUUGCCACCCAUCUAACCAGCUCAUCCGGGCCAAGAACCGCUGUGCUGUGGGAGAGACCUGUAUGCUCACAGCCAAAAGGUACGGCUGCGUAAGGCAGGAAGGCCGCUGUACUCUCAGCCCAGAAACGUGGUUCAGCUCCUUUGAUGGAGUCCAAGGGAAGCUUAGCACCAGCGGUGUUUACAAGCUGACGUCCUAUUGCGAUGAGGACUCGCCCACCUGGUUUAAAGUGGUGGCGGAUAUCAAUGAUUGCAACGAUCACAUGGUGCCUGCUGCUACCGCCAUCUACGUCUUCUUCCGGGAAGCAUUCAUCACGGUGACUAACUUCAAGGAGACUUGGGUCAAUGGACUCUUGGUCCAGCUGCCCCAUAACAUCUCUUCUGCCAUCUCGAUCACUGAAACUCAGGAUAGCAUCGUCAUCAGUCAAAACUCCCAGCUACAAGUUCUCUACAGUCCCAAUGGCAAAAUAACCGUGAAGGUCACCAGCAACUUGGCAGGGAGGUUAUGUGCCCCUUGUGGGAACUUUAACGACGAAGCUUCGGAUGACUUAAAGCUGCCUAACAAUCAGAUGGCAGAUAACAUCGCUGAGGUUGUUGAUGCUUGGAAAGCCAGAGAUUUCUUAGGAUGUUACUAUUCCCAAGAGAACUGACGCUGUUUUGAAUGAUUGCUUCCUGUUCGAAGGACAGACCAGCUGUGAUCCCCCCCUUGCCACUAGGCCUCUUCAGAUGUCACUUACUAGGAAGGAAUCUCAGCGGAGCAUGACAGAACAAUAUUUACUUCCUCCACAUUACUCAGAAAGUGUCUACUACCCUGUUCCACUGCCACUUACUGACUCAUCCUGAAACUGUGACCAAAGUCCCUUGCCACCAACUUUACUAUCAGAGUUAUGUGCUUUUGUGCAGAGAACGUUGCGGACGGACAUAGAAAUAUUUAUAGCAAGAGAACGCUAGGCAUCUUUUUACCAUGUAAUGACAUUCCUACAGUGGGGUGAAUAAUACCCAGAAUCAGAUCCAAUGCCUUUAUUCACCAAUAUUUGAUCUCCUCCUUUCUGCUUCUGCUUCUGUCUCUUGUCUCUUUAUCUCUAUGUCUGUCUCUGUCUCUGUCUCUGUCUGUCUCUCUCUCUCUGUGUGUCUCUGUUUUUCUCUCUGUUUCUCUCUCUCCCUCCCUCCCUCUCUCUCUCUCUCUCCCUCUCUCUGUUCCUCUCCCUCUCUCUGUUUCUCUCUCUUUCUCUGUUUCCCUCUCUGUGUGUUUCUCUCCUUCUCCCCCCCUCUUUCUUACACACACACACAUAUAUUUUGGAAAGCACCAACACCAUCAAUUCAAUCUUGGCGCAGUCUUCUCUAUUCAUUAUGUAGGUGGAAUGCCUUUAGAAGGUGUUCUCCGUGUCAGAUACGUAUUUACACGCAGUAGGACGUGUCAAAUAGCACACCCAAUGUUUAUCGGAUGUUCAUCUCUGGAUUAGGGCACUUUACCCUUCCCAAUCUUUCAUAAAAGCAGUUUAAAUGCAACAGGAACAGAGAGAGUCUGUAAGGAACAGCAAAAGUGAUCAGAGCCCAAAUUUCAGCAGACCAAUAACAGAAUAUAAAGAACAAUAUCCAGUGAGUAUCCUGCCUCCUCUGGACUAUCAAAAAUGGUAGGGUAACAAAAAUCCCUAUCCACCCCACGCCAUACAAAUGGAAAUAAAACAAUUUGUGUGCUUGA
Messenger RNA from Ahaetulla prasina, 7515 nucleotides. RefSeq names its product IgGFc-binding protein-like. The record is from RefSeq and is a predicted model, not a curated record. NCBI's taxonomy places the organism in Eukaryota, Metazoa, Chordata, Lepidosauria, Squamata, Colubridae. The coding region runs from base 983 to 6463 and encodes 1826 amino acids. The transcript is spliced from 18 exons. Gene Ontology annotation, molecular function: protein binding.